This is a messenger RNA of Etheostoma spectabile (orangethroat darter), 12776 nucleotides long. RefSeq names its product potassium voltage-gated channel, shaker-related subfamily, member 4 (gene kcna4). The record is from RefSeq and is a predicted model, not a curated record. The transcript is spliced from 4 exons. Gene Ontology annotation, biological process: protein homooligomerization; action potential; potassium ion transmembrane transport. Lineage: Eukaryota; Metazoa; Chordata; Actinopteri; Perciformes; Percidae. Gene Ontology annotation, molecular function: protein binding; delayed rectifier potassium channel activity; potassium ion binding. Bases 1225 to 3300 code for a protein of 691 amino acids. Gene Ontology annotation, cellular component: voltage-gated potassium channel complex; membrane; dendritic spine.
CUUUCUCACCGAGGCUCUCCAUCACACACACACACACACACACACACACACCACACACACACACACACACAAAAUGGGAGGGAUACAGGAGUAUAGGUAAGGCGACAGUGGCAGACAGACAGAUGUGUGAUGCUCAGACUCAACAAUGGGACCGUCUCCCCUCGCCCGUGUGAAGGUAAACUUUUACCCACCAUCGCAUCUUUUCGCCGUGACCGUGUGGAGGUGAUGCCAACUCGCUGCUCGCACACCUGCCUCUGUUUUCCUUUUUUUUCUUCAAUGAUAAUUGCUGCCAGUCUACCAGGAGCGAUGCAGCAGUAACGGGGGCUGAAGUGGCAAUAGAUCCUGUUGAAUUGAGACAAGACGUCGAGACGCAGUCCAAAAGUGUCCUCCUCGGAGUGCGUCAGAGCACAGAUGUAUAUAGUGGAGGAUAUGGUCGCCGACUGGAUAUGACGAGGGAUAUGUGACAUUACCCGCCCCCCCCCCCCCCCCCCCCCCAAAUCAAGACGGGAAUUUAGGCAGAAGCGAAGAACUGCAUCCUCACCUAGCCUACCUUCCCCUCCUCCUUCAGAUUUGUUUGUAGGGGGCUGAGGCGAUGUUGUUUGGCCCCUUUUCACAUCUCCAGAAAGAGUCCUUCAGCCCUUCCCCGGAGCUCUAUAAUGUAACCGCAAAGAUCCAGUUCAUGUAAUUUUGUUUAAUCUUUUCACAUAAAAUGGCAACCAGGAGUGACCACGAAGGAUCAAAAGACGCAUUCGGGCGCAAGCAGCGGUCGUGGAGACAUUAGCCACCUGAUGGGCGCCGGAGAAACCGAGCAGAGACUGUUUUGGUUGUAGCUUGUUGACUUGGUGAUUUAAAAUGCUGAGGAAAUAAAAGGCGCUGCAAGUUUAACCCAGAGCGCCUGCGUAACAGGCUAUGGCACCGGCCCUCUCAUUUUUUGGUUAUGGUAGGUAACGAUGUCAUAACAUACCGGAGGCCUGGGUCUAAACGGGAAGACGGGCUGAUCUCCUGCCAUGUAAGUAGCCACAUGUACUGCUCUCAACAUGGGACUUAUUGAGGUGUGUUCGUUAUUCCAACAUUCUCAUGUGCACAACUGAUUGGCCGAACCGGUUGAUGCAUCAUUUUCUCUGUGCGCGCGCUGAGCUGCAACUUUGAUCCUCUGGCCUGCAUCCACAUCGCCCUGAGGCGGUUACUGUAGCGCUCACGGACCGAACCGCUCAUUGACUUAAAAUGGAGUUUGCCAUGGUGGGUGCGGACGGCGGGUGCAAUAGUCACCUGCCUUACGGAUAUGCCCAAGCUCGCGCACGGGAAAAGGAGCGCGAGAGGGAGCGCCAGGCUGUCCAUUCGAGAGCCGCGGCUGCUGCGGCCGCGGCUGAAGGUGGGUCAGGUGAGGAGGGAGGAGUGGGGGGGUCCACCUCCACCUCGAGCACUCCUCUCCUUAACAACCGCCAGCAUCAGUCUCGCGCCGCCUCCUCCACGAACGCCAACACCGGCAGCGGCGGGACCGCCUCGCGCCCCUCCUCCUCCUCCUCCUCCACCUCCUCCUCCUCCUCCUCCACCUCCUCGCAGCCGCCACAGCAGCAGCAGGAGCCCGAGCAGCAACAGCGAGUUCUCAGAGAGCGGAAAAAGCAGCGCGGCGUCGGACGGUGGAGACGCAGCCGGACGACUCUCGGCGGGGACCUGCGCCACUCGGAGCUGGCGCUGCUCGGAUCCGAGGAGGACAUCAUGAUAGAAGAGGAGGAGGAGGCCGAGGGAGCCGAGGAAGAGGAGGAGGAUGCGGAGGAGGCGAAGGGGGGCCGGGGAAGCAAGAGGUCGAGUUUUCUGUGCAACAUGGGUGAUGAGGAGGAGACCGUGUCGCUCACUGACAGGCGACCUCAGUCCGGAUACGAAAGUGUUUACAACGAGUGCGGCUGCUGCGAGAGAGUUGUCAUCAACGUGUCGGGUCUGAAGUUUGAAACUCAGCUCAAGACUCUCACUCAGUUCCCGGACACUCUCCUGGGAGACCCCGACAAGCGAAUCAGGUACUUCGACCCGCUAAGGAACGAAUACUUCUUCGACCGGAACCGACCGAGUUUUGACGCCAUUCUUUACUAUUACCAGUCAGGGGGGCGGUUGAAAAGACCAGUCAACGUCCCGUUUGACAUCUUCUCCGAGGAGGUGAAGUUUUAUGAACUCGGGGACGAGGCGAUACUUAAGUUUCGGGAGGAUGAGGGUUUUGUCAAAGAGGAGGAAAAGCCUCUGCCGGAGGACGAGUUCAAGCGCCAGAUUUGGCUGCUUUUUGAGUAUCCGGAGAGCUCGAGCCCUGCCAGGGGCAUAGCGGUCGUGUCCGUCCUGGUUAUAGUUAUUUCUAUUGUCAUUUUUUGCCUGGAGACGCUGCCGGAGUUUAGGGACGAAAAAGAAUAUCUACAGCCACGACACAACUCCACUCAACCUGACCACGGAUUUACUCCUUUCAACGACCCGUUUUUCCUUGUGGAAACGGUUUGCAUCAUCUGGUUCUCCUUUGAGAUUAUAGUCCGCUUCUUUGCGAGUCCGAGCAAACCGGAUUUCUUUAAAAACAUUAUGAACUCAAUAGACAUUGUAUCCAUUUUGCCUUAUUUCAUAACCCUCGGCACGGACCUGGCGCAGCAACAAGGCAACGGGCAGCAAGCGAUGAGCUUUGCCAUCCUGAGAAUAAUCCGCCUCGUCCGGGUGUUUCGCAUAUUCAAACUGUCCAGACACUCCAAGGGGCUGCAGAUCCUGGGCCAUACCCUGCGCGCCAGCAUGAGGGAGCUGGCCCUCCUCAUUUUCUUCCUGGUUAUAGGAGUCAUCCUGUUCUCCAGCGCGGUGUACUUCGCCGAGGCGGACGAGCCCACCUCUCAGUUCACGAGCAUCCCCGACGCUUUCUGGUGGGCGGUGGUGACCAUGACAACGGUGGGCUACGGUGACAUGAAGCCCAUCACUGUCGGUGGGAAGAUAGUGGGCUCCCUCUGCGCGAUCGCGGGCGUGUUAACCAUCGCGCUCCCGGUACCGGUCAUAGUGUCCAACUUCAACUACUUUUACCACAGGGAGACCGAUAACCAGGAUGACCAGGCGCCGGUGGUGGAGAGCAUGCCCCCGGGCUGCCCGUAUUUCCCGGACUUUUUAAGGAAAUUCAAAGGCUCGCCCUCUGGCUCAUCACUGGGUGACAAAGCGGAGUAUAUGGAGAUGGAGGAAGGCUUGACGGAGUCGCUUUGUGGUCUGGACAAGAGCCCCAGUAAAGGAAACGGCACAGACAUAGGGAGGAAAAACAGCACUAACUCCAAAUCCGUUCAGACUGACGUGUGAUUUCAAGUAGGCCUAUAGAGUUCAGUUUUUCCCAGUUUUUAUCUAAAGAAGAAUACGCCCUAGAGAUACUGUACAAGAGCAGGUGGUCCCCUAACACAAGUUUUACGCACGCCUCAGAGCCCACACGCACACACACGCACCCUUACAGGUCACCAAUUGGCAGAUUACAAUGUUUCAUUCUCACCAUUUCAGAAAGAAAAGUGUAUCCCAAAUCCUCUUCUCAAUCUUUAGGAACAAUUCUGGUCAAUAUUUCCCUAAUGGGUUGAUUAAUUAAGUUGUCUUACCUGUGCGGGCUUCCAAAUCUGACAUAAAAUUACAAAGUCGAGACAAGACAGGCUAUGCAUUCGCACUUUAUGAGUUUCAUCCGUCAAUAAGAGAAAGGGUAGGGAUGAUCGUUUUGCUGUUAUGCAAUAAAGUUUCAAAUUUGUUUGCACUAAUGUAGAGUUUGUGCUGGGUUUGGCUGAUUUUUAUUUCAGAGACAGAAACUGUAGGCCAUGCAAAUGGCAAUCAUUUAGUCAUCCUCUGACCACUUAGCUGAAGAAUGUUUGAGUACCUUCCUUAAAGAGAGCAAACUAGGGAUAUUAAUGAGCUCUUUCAUACGCUGCCAAUAAAAAUUGGACUCCAAUAAAGGAAAAGCCUGAGACAGAUAAAACAUGUUUGUUACUGUUCCAACACUAACAUGAACAAAAAGCUCAUUGAUAAGACAUAGCAUUUAGCAGUCAUCAAAUAAACCAGGGCUUGAAUUAUUUCUAUGACAUCUACACAAAUUUGCUUUUCCACAAAUAUACUUUUUUGUGUUGACCCACUAUGAGAGCUAAGCACAGGAAACAUCAGAGUUAAAAAUGGCUGGAGAAAUGACUUGCCCUGCCAGGUUUUUGUACGGACAGGCUUGGGGCCUUGGCGACGACAGUUUCCCCAGUUUCAUUUACACCACUUCAAAAUGACAAUAUCCCUUUACACGGAUGCAGAUGGAAAGCUAUAGCAAAAACGACUCUGUUGUGGAAACUCCUCGGAGGGGAGUUUGUGAGCAACUUCCUCUCCUGUCCGCUGGACUUUGUGCACAAAAUAUUAUUUUUUUUCCUCAAGAGGACUGUGACUAUCUCCGAGCUCAGAGGAUCCCCGAGGUGUGGAUGUCUUCCAAGCGCUGCCAGUUACAAGGAGAGGAAGUAUCCCCCACAACUCUGGAAAUUGCAGCGCACAAGCAAAACAUUGUGACUGGUCAUCGCCACCACGAGCGGAAACUCAAAAGCAACAACUGGACAGGACUCGGGACUUGAACAGGCGGGGACGAGAGCUGCUGCGUGACAUCAGUAAACAAACCCUCAAGGGUUGAGACUGGAAUUGGCAAAUGAGUAAGUCGUGGCCGAAAAUGAAUGCCUUAAUAAUACACAUAUACAGAUGUAUGAAGUGAUGAAACUAAGAGACUUAUAGUUCAAAGAUGUUUUCUUUACAUGUGAAAAAAAAGUGUCUUGUAAGGAACAGAUGUGAAUAUUUUAAUAUGAUAGAGACAAUGUUUGGUUGUAACGUCGACAUAAUGUUUUAGUUGGGUCGGCUUCGUAGGUGUCAUUGGUUACUAAAUGGUGAGUUUGCUCUCUGCUUAUGUGCAGUCAGCAGUUCGACUUAAUAUAUUUUUUAUCUUGUUUCAUAAAGUCAACCAAACAAGGCUGGCCUGAGUUGCUCACUCAAAUGCUUGCGACAAACUCUUAAUUCACAUUGUGUCAUAACACAUAAAAACCCUCAUUUAGAAAGUGUAUGGAGGGUUGGGGGAGACUGUAUAGAGGGUUAGGGGAGAGAUAUGAAAUAUAUAUAUAUAUAUAUAUAUAUAUAUAUAUAUAUAUAUAUAUAUAUACUGGCUCAAUGCAACACACUAAAAUACAUCAGAAGAACACCCUCUUACAUUAAGAUCCACAUACACUAAAGCAAAGAUGUCAGGCACAUAAACACCAUCAUAAAUAUCUGCCACACUCACUUUCUACCGCAGAAAAACAGCAGGGUGAAACUCGCCGUGAAGAUGAAAUACCUUAGGUUUUUGUCUCAGAUGCAAAUUUAGAGCUGACCAGCUGCUUUGUUGAUAUGUUUUCACUUUAACUGUAUGCAAAAGUAACAUGGACGUGUGUUAUAUAUUUUUUUAAACCUAGCCUUGAUAAUUACAUAACCAAAGGUGAAACCCUGAAUUUAUUGUAUGUUGUGGACUUCUGGAAAAUGUUGUGAUAUAGAUGCACACUGAAUAGGAAAAUAUGUAAAUAGCAGACAUUUAUACUGUUGUGUCCUAAGACGUGUUGCCCAUCACCCAUAAUCCUCUGUGUUUGGUUUGUCCUCGCUGAUACAAUCAUGUUCCUCAUAUCGUUGCAAAUGCUGCUCCAACAUUCUUCAUCGUUUUUGCUGUUUUUCUGUUUUCUUCUUCUGCAUACUGCACACAAAAAAUCUGUCUACUCAUCCAUUUGGCAUACUACAACAAGAGGUUGCUGAUGUUUGUGCAGCUUUGCCACAGAAGCAUUGGGUUUGGUUACCUCUCUUUGACCUGCGAUGUUGGCUGUGAAUGAAAUUAUUAGAAUUUGCCAGUUUUGUUUUGGUUUUUGGAAGUAGUAGUAGGAGAAGUUAUUUCACAUAUUUUACUGAAGGCAGUAUUUUAUUUACCUAUAUUUCUCAUCAAAAAACAUCCAUUACAUACUAUAACGGCACUUAAAUGUGAUGUCUUCAUCUUAGUGUCUGCUUCCUCGACUCCGAAAGAAAAUCCAAAGUUCACCUUCUUGCUCUUUUUCCAGAAAUGUGUAUCUCAAUAGUAUUCCUCAGACAAGCUGUUUACUGAAUGUUCCAGAUGUUUCCUUAGUGUCCGAAAAAAAACUUGUAACCACAAAAUAGCCACAAGAGUUUUCAAAUAGAUGUCAAUUGUUUACUUUGGAAAUCAUUAUGGGGAGGAUGUUUUUAUUGGGAAGGAGAAGACACAAAGUACAUUUUUCGUUUCUGCGUAGUAAAACAGGAAUAGCAGAAUACUCUCGGAAAAAAAACAAAUCGGCAAGUUGUAACAAUAAAUAAAGUAAGAAAGAAAAGAAAAAAGUAUGACUCACAGUGGAUUAUAAUAUCAGGCUGUAUCUGUCAGUUAAAGAUUUGUUUGGAGAACAAAUCUCUGAAAUCCAAGUUAAUGUAAAAAUGAAGUAUUAGUCAUUUUAGUCCAAUAGAAAAACCAUAAAAGGGAAAGCAAAACAAACACAUUUUGGCCAAUAAUGUAGACUUAGUACUGCUUCUUUAUAAAAUUAUAAGGAAGAAUUAAUAAGCUGCAUUAACAAAAAACUUUUAUUAUAGCAGGAAAUAUUAAGAAAAACUCACUUUUUCAGUGCUUAUGCAUACAUCUGAAUAUCUGGAGUGUCAACCAAUCCCCAAACUGUGGAAUAUGAAAAUCCAGUCACUUUUAUGUGGGCUCGAUUUGAAAACAUGGGAUUCAACAAGCCAUUCAGAUGUGGCUCACCUUCACAUGCAGGCUUAAUAGAAUACACCCCCCCCCCCCCCCCCCCCCCUUUGUCUGAGUAUCUCCACCCACGGGCUUGAGAACUACAUUUGGAAAGGCUGCGCCCUAUUUUUCUCACAAGCUAAUCAGAGCAGAGGGGGCCUUAAAGAGACAGGCACUAAAAUGGAGCAGACAGACAUUGGAACAUAAACAUGUUCUAGUAGAAAACCUAAAUACAAGUAUGAACCUGAAAAAGGAGCAUGAUAUGUCUCCUUUAGGAGUAAUAGAGUUCAAAUUAAAUUGAACUUUUAAGGCUAAAAUAUAGCUUGGGAAAUAAACGUUUGCUUUAGUAAGAUGAAAAGAUUGAUACCACAUGUGUGUGGGUAAAAUAAAUAUUAAGCUACAGCCAGCAACCAGUUAGCUUAGCACAAAGACACAUAUAUAUAUCUAUGCUUAUCAUAUCAAUGUCUUAAGCUGAUCACAUUAAUUCCUUUGUUUUUGUAUCAGCAUUUGGACCAAGUUGGGGUGUAUCUGUUGGUUAACCAGGAACCCCAGGGUGUCAAAAAGACUUGCCCCUGGUAAAACCACACCUUGUUGUUGUCAUAAUUUGGUUUUUGUAAGAAUUAAACAAGCCAGACAUACAGCAGAUUUUCUUACCAUUGGACAGAGCCAGGCUAGGUGUUUCCCUCCCAUUUCCAGUCUUUAUGCUAAGCUAAGAAGCUCCUGGCUGUAGCUACGUUACAGACAUAGCCAACUUUCUGCAAAAAAAAAAAAGGAGAAAAGUGCAUUUCCCAAAAUGUAGAACUAUUCAUUUUAGAGGUAAAUUAAAUAAAAAUAGAACCCGUCUGUAAAGAACAGAAGCAAUUUUAUUACACUAAUCUUGUCAGAUUAUGAGCCUCAAAGCACAAGCUGUUCUUGUACUCGGGGCUCGGCCAGCCAGAGGCCUCAUUUCUGACCUGAAGUUUUGACUUGGUAACAGAGGCGCCAGCCUGAAUGUUGGCUCACAUAAAGAUCUGAGAUGUAGCUACUACAAAACCAACAGGCAACAGGGGCAGAUGCUUCACUGCAACAAUACUGAGAGCCAAAUUAAUCCAUCUAGUGACAUGUUCAGCUACAGCUCGGGGUGUUAUCACAAAGCACCAUAAAGACACUAAGCCGAAGAGUAAUAUAUGCCCACAGGUUACUGAAGAGAACAAGAACAGGAUCCGCCUGAUUGAUCCUCGAGGCUCACACAUCCAAUAAAGCAGAACAAACAAGCACCGAAGGAGAAAUCUGUUUAACUGGACAGUCUCUAAUCCAUUUCCUCAAUCUAAGAAUUAAAAUGAUGUAUUUGGUUUGAGGCUGCAAUUAUGUUAAAUUCCACUUCACUUACAUCUGCUUUCAUCAGGAGGUAAGUAGUGACCCAUACAAGGGCAGUGUGCUGUACUGUAUGAAGCAAGAAGAUAAUGAAGGUCUAUGGGCUGAUUUUGAGGCAGAUUGAAUAUUACAGGAAGAAAAAUAAUUUUAUCCUCGUGUGUGAGCUAAAUGAGACUCUGAAUAAAAAGUAAAUAAAUAAUCCACACGGAUAUUUAUCAAGAGGUCAUAUUCUGAGUGGGCAAGGAUUAGUGGGAAAAUAUCCACAUGAGACUAAACAACAAAUCAAAUAGUUUGACUUGGUGCUGCUAGAUAUACCUGCAGUAAUAACUUUUGUGAUGCUGUUGUGAUUCAGCACAGCCAAUGAGCUGUUAGAAUGGUUAACAGUUGUGUGGGGACACAUGCAAAACAGGGCGAGAGAACGUUUUUGACAUUAGGAUCAUCUCCGAGCUGGAAAACUCACCAGGGCUACAUUUUAAAUAUUCCUAAACAUGAGCAAAAAAAAGUCUGUCACAGCUACUGGACAGAAUAACUGAACUCAUUUAAAAGAAAACACUUGUUUGGAAUUGAUUUAGGAAGGGCUAGCUCUGUGUGCAUAUUGUGAGAAACCGCUUUUCGGUUGAAGCUCAUGUAUAUUUCUGAGGCCUGAACGACUGAGACUCAAAAUCCUCUGUGCUUAUAACAGAGCAACUAGGAAUCAAUAGCAAUGGAUUUAUUCUAGAAAACAACUAGAACUGACCAUAGAUCUAAAGCCAUGCAAAACAACCCAGUGCAAUUUAGUGAUGUAGUACAUUUUAUUCUACUUUCAGUGUUACCAGAUUUAACCUAAAACAGCCCCAUUGGAUUGUAAAGCCUGCUCAAUCUUCAUAAAUCUCCUCCCAUUUUUAAUUGCCAUAUGCUGUAUAUAAAAAAAAAGGUGCUGGGAUGAAGCUUCAACAUUAUCUGCUUUAUUUGUACAAUUAGGAGAACCCCAAACCACCCAAAACAGGGUUAGAAUUAUGAAAAAAAAGUAGUGAUUGAAUGUUAAAAUAUUAUCAUAAGAACGUCUUUAAGCUUUUACAGGUCAUUUAUCUCAGCGCUAUAACUGGAUAAUAACUUGAAUAGGAAAAAAGGUUUCAACCUACUUGUAUUAAACGGAAAUGUUGUAUUUUAUUGAUCAUCUGUCAUCAGUUGUUGGGUGUCGAGCCGAGUCUACUAAACUCAGUGCAUUGCAAUCCUUAACCUACCACCCAGAGGACGCUUCUCAAGAUUCACUGGAAAAUAAUACAAUAGUAGAUUAACAGGGAUGACGAUGACACAAUGAGAGCCGCUAGAUGGCAAAAGGGUACUUUGCAACAAUAGUGUGAGUUUGAAUGCACCAAUAGUGUAACAAGGUGCACCUGAAAGCACCAUGGAGUCCCACCGGAGCCCACGUGCUUUACCUUUACCUUCGUUGUUUGUUUACAUACCUCACUCAUAGGGAAGCCAAAUGUUGUCACACUGGUGACUUCAGGCAAGCAGGAGGAUUUUUUAAGCUUUGUUGUUUCUCUGUCAUCUCUGGCAGAGGCCAUGGUGUCUAGAAAAGCCAAGCUGCCGGCUACCGGUAAGCUAACGUUACCCAUGCGUCUUAGCUGCAUACUACUAGCCAGUGUGUUGUGCUUUUUUUCUUUGGACGAGCACAAGUAGGCGGGGGUGGAAGGAGAGAAAGAUAGUGCGGGAAUCACAAAUUACAAGCUGCCCAAAACAAUUUGUUAUCUGCCCAAUCAAAUAUUAAGUAGCCAAACUAUACAGAAGACCGCCCAAUCUGGCAACACCGACUGCUUUUGCCAUAGUGAUCAGGAUGGAUAUGUAGAUACUGAAACUACUAUUGACACAUCUGAGUUAAUUGUUAGUGUAUUGAAUUUGGUUUAAAAAAAAAUCUCACUUUAAAAAAAAACUGACUAAACCCAAUAUCUUAGCAUUGAACACACGCAGCGCAGUUUAAUGUUACGCACUACGGACACAUACAUCCAGAGAGGUAAUGCAUUAGUCUGAGGAUAAAAACUAAAGUGUUUACUGUAACAUCCACAGUGUUGGAUAACACCGGGAACCCGUUUUAUGUCUUAAUCUCCUUAUAAACAAGGUGGCUUAUGAGGAGCACUGCAACCCAGUGACGCAGUUUGUAUUUGUUUAGUACUCUCGCUGGAUAUUAUGUGACUGAUGAGAUUAAGGAGGUUGUUGUCUGCAGAACAGUAUGAGGUCUUUGGUGAAAAAUGCAAUGAUUACACUUGGCUUGGUGGUCACAUUUGUAUUAAGGAAAUUGUCGCACGUACGAGAGAAAUAAAUGCUUUGCAGAAAUCAUUUGCAUGUGUUAAAAGGCCUUGGUAGAUACAGCUAAUCUAUAUCGCAUAUCGCUCAAAUGACUGAGUUGAUAACAGGGUUACCACACAGCCCUGGAUCUGAGAAAUACUCAGUGGUCACUACUUCUAACAGUCAUUUAAGUAAUAAUUAGAAGAUGCCACUUCCUUUGAGGAUUAUGAUAUUGAUUAAAUGAUAAAAACCUUCGUUAUCUUCAAUAUUACCCAUACUUAACUUUGUUAUUUUGGACCAACUUUCAUUUCCUGGCUCAUAGUGUUUUAAAGCAGUGAGGUGACCAUGUUGAGCUAAAUCAAGAAGAGGAAUUAUUUGCUUCAAGUGCUAAUCGCUAGAAGGGAAUUAGCAUUUCUACCUAUUAAACUGCAGUGUAGGGGGUGGUUGGAAUGCACACACACACACACAUCCUCUGCCUGUUUCAGGACUGCUUCUCGCGGCUGCUGCCGGGAAAUGUGAAUACACUCCUAAUUACACCAUCCCUCGUACAUCAAGCUAUUCAAAUAUGAGCUUUGCAGCAAGUGAAAUCAAAGUGAUAUCUCUUUGCUUGUGGAUGGAAAAACUUUGAUAGACAGGGAAUUAAUUGCCAAUUAUUUUGAUGAUGGUUUCAGUCAAACCUUCUCUGGUUCCAGCCUCUCAAAUGUGAACUGUUAUUUGAAUAAAACAAGCAAUCUGAAUUUCCAAUGACUGUGGGGAAUUAAAAGAAAAGUAGACACAUAUUUUCUGACAUUUUACCGCCAAAACAAUGAAUCAUCUAAAUAUUUGGCAGAUUAAUCAAUAUAAAAACAAUCUUCAGCUGCAGCCCUAGUGGAACAACAGGAAUUUUAGCACAUUAUGGGAUCUCCUCAUGCUGUGUGACAAAUGUGCCGUGAUCUGUGAAAUGGCAACGUAAUGUUUCAUCAUUACCUUUUUGGAUUUUAAAAAGUUCAACGCCCUGAGUGCUCAAUGCACUUCAACAUAAGAAAACACAUGCAAACAAAAAAAGCAAAGAAAAAAAAAAAGAAAAGCAAAUCAAAAACAUUUUUACAAAUUCGUCAAUACAGCGGAAACACCCAAAUACAGAAAACACAACAAAUACUAAACUUUUGACGGUGUUUUAUGUGUUUGCAGCACAUUCUAUUAUGUUGCACUUCGGGUGAGGAGGUUUGCUUAAUUUAUUUGAUUGUUUUUGUUUAUUUUCAUGUGUCUUCUUUAACUGAAGCGGGAUGAGGUUUCAGGGCUGCUGAAAUUGUAUUAUUUAAUAACCUGCAGACAGUCUUGAAGAGGCACAUGCUCUUUUUUGGAAAGCACAGUACUUUAGCCUGUAUAGACCGAUUACUAUGGUGGCACGUGGUAACCGCAGCAGAUCGUUGUGGGGCAUGGCACAUUUCCUCUCAACAAGCCUCCAAAUGUCAAGACCAAGGAUCAUUAGCAUGUACAAUUUUGACUGUCUGUCAUACAAUAAGCAAAUGGCCUUUUUUUGUUUUUAUAUAUAUAUAUAUAUAUAUAUGCGAUGUCUCUGAUUCUUCAAUCUGUCUUUAGAUCAUUUUGUUGUAGUUUCUGAACAUUAGUCCAUGAGAGCUUGAUGAAUGAAGUGCACAAACAAAGAUAAAACAUACAAACGAAGAAUAUUAAGAUGUGAAUUUGACAGGACAAAGACGGGGUUUAAAUCCAUAAUAAUCAGGUGUCUAUGCAUGCUGUUGCAGUUCGGUCAGCCAAGGCCAACCGUCACAUGGUUAUAAUCCAGUAUAUCUACAUUAGUCAUGAUGAUUCUCACCAUACUCUCCUGCAGAGAGGUAAACGAUCUACAUGCAGCCAGCAGAGAUGCGCUGAACUGCUGCUGUGCUGUACAGAUGCAGUGUGGGUAGUCGACAAUAACGGCGACCACAUCAUUAUUGUUUUGGGAAGGAUGGCGGAGGCGGCGGGGGUACUGCUUCACGUUUGUGUAUGCCUAAUAGUCAAACUGUUGAUUUCACUCUGAUAAAAGGAGAGUAAUCAUUACCGGUCAGCAAAGGAAAGCUGACAGUAACUAUUAAUGAACAUGUAAAAUAUCUCCACAGUUCAGGUGUUGAGAAAUAUCCAUGGGAGUUUUUGGCCAGCCUUGCUUUUAUUCUGCAUGAUGCUUUGUUUUGAGAAAAAUGCAUCCUAACCCAAGGUAUGUUUUUAUUAUUUUCCUGAGGGCGUUUCUCUCUUUCUCUCUCUCUCUCUCUCUCUCUCUCUCUCUCUCAUUUCUUUUUGGUAAAUCUUCCAAUUUCUGUAUUUUCUACAUUCAUAACAUUUUGUAGACAGCAAUAUGAGAUGUGAUUGAAAAUGGAAUAUGUGCAAUGUUGAUUAAAGAAAAAUAUAAUAUAUUCAAUAAAAAUUCUGAAAA